AUGUUAAAUCCGGAAUCCGUUGCUCGUCACGAUGCAAUCAAGCGACAAUUUGUCACGCAGCUCAAUGACAAUUGCGAAAAGUUGAGGAUAUUAGGAACAAAGUUAUGCAAGACUGGCAAAGGGAUUAUCGCGAUCGAACUGGCCACCAAUUUGUCCGGAGCGGGAAUUGGAGGCGUAGCUGCAGCUGGUGUACUAAUAACAAUCAUCACCGGUGGCACGGCUAUUCCAGUCGCAAUCCUGGGCGCAACCGCAUUUGGCGUUGGCGUGGCUGGGGCUGGAGCGGGUGUUGGCGGAAUUUUGACUGAUAAGUUUGCUGGGUCAAAAGAAAUUAUCGAAAUUUACGAAAACAUCUCAAAUGCUUUGCAAGGGUAUAGUGAACAAAUCGCAGUCAUCGAAAAUGAUAUACUAGAACGAACGCGGCUUAGAAUUGAAAACACAAAUAAGACGGGAUUGGCAUCAUUUUUGGGUUUAGCCGGAAAAUUGGUGCCGAUGAGCGAGCUGGGAGCAAUCGUCGUGAAAAAAACCGGAGAAGUGGCCGGAAUUUUUGCUCUUCGAGUGGCCGGUGAUGUGGCUGAGGCGGGAGCGCAAAUGGCGGCUCGAAACGUUUUCGCUAUAACUUCUGCACUCAUUGGUGGUAGUGGCCCGAUGUGCAUUCCGUUCAUUGAUGGAAAAGAGACGGGAACGAAAGGCAUCGAGUUUUUCUCGGAACCGAUUCCAUUUGUCAACGAUUUGGGAGAAGAGUGUUUUCUUCUGCUCGUCGAUUCGAAAGGUUUUUUCGACUACGAGGCCUCGGCAAAGGAGAUUUUUCACACAAAUGCCAUUCUUAAUCUAUACGCCAACAUUUUGAUUUACAAUGUUUCCGAAAUCAAUCAAACUGAUGUGAAAACUUUUACGCUAAAUGUCUCAAAAAGUGGCACCGAUCUCGCGUUGGCUGAAGAAAAAGAUGAUAAGCCGAUUUUGAUCUUUUGCGAGAGAAAUUCGAGAGGAGAAGUGACUGGUUAUCUUCCGAAUGAAUUUCAAGAAAGAUUUAAAUCAAAUAGUAAAUUAAACCUUGAAGUGGAAGUGCUUGAGGAUAAUUUUGGGGAAAUUGAGAAUGUGAGCAUUCCAAGUCCGGGAAUGUUCCUUCAACGGGCAAAUUAUUUCAAGCCGAUCACUUUGGGAAAUGGAACGGACACGAUUGACGAAUACACUGAAAAAUUCAUUGAUGGAGUCCUGGCUUUGAAGGAUCUUAUCAUUCACAAAGCAAAAAGAAUGCCAGGAAAAAGUUUGCACGAUUUCCGGGCAUUUUGCGAGGUGCUCGUUGCGAACGCGGAUCGAUUUGGGGAAAACGAUUUUGACAAUCUUCAGUUGAUUCGUUGCUCAGUGGCAAACAUUGCCCUUCAAAAUGGGAUCUCAGCUUGGACGAGCGAUUUCGCAUACGAGAAAAGUGUUCUGGAGACUUGGGCAAAGAACUCGAAGUUCGCAGAAAUUUUGGAAAAACUGACCGAGAUCUUCAAGCAAGCAAAACAGAUUCAUCUCGAGAAACUCCAAAUGAAAACAAAGGAUUUCGUUUCGGCUGAACAAGCAAGAGCUGAAGAAGAAUUGAAUGACUCACCAAAUACGAACGAAAUGAAUGGAAUGAUCGAGUUCUUCGAAAAGAACGCGAACUUAGCUUGCAAAUCAAGGGUC
Messenger RNA from Mesorhabditis belari, 1668 nucleotides. The record is from the annotation of a GenBank genome assembly. Lineage: Eukaryota; Metazoa; Nematoda; Chromadorea; Rhabditida; Rhabditidae.